AUGGCUCGCGUUGUGGCGCUGCUUGCUGCAGCAUUGGUGCCAGCCGCUCUGUGCAUUAGGGUGGAGCGUGAUGAUCUUUCUCCACCCUGGACGGAUCACCCAGCGCAUUUGGUGGAAGAUCUGCCGCAGGAGCUGUUGAACCAGACCAGGGAGCUCGAGAAUUUGCAAGGAGUUGGGGGGGCAGAUCUGGAAAAGCUUCUCUUCCGCAUACUCACACGCUGGCACCAAGCAGACGUCCCCACCUGCUGGAAGCAGCUGGGAAAGAUGCAUGCCAACCUGACGGCCGAAUGCUUAGCCAGGAAGCCGGAGGAAGAUUUUAUCCUGCGGUACUACGAGCCAAGACCUCCCCGGACAAGUUGCAGCGAAAGUGCCGCCGACAUCUUUCUAAGCGGUGAAGCCUUGGUGGAGGCACUCCAAAUCACAAGAUCACAGGCGGCUUCGCUGGAGCUGCCGAGGGGCUUGCUUCACAGAUUCCGGAAGUUAUCGUUUCUUCGGAGUUGGCUCCUCCCCUUGGCCAAAACCCAUAACUCGGCCAUGCUUUGGACUGGUUUCUGGGAGGGAGAUGCCAGCAACAGGACUACGAUGCGAAAGCUUGCGGAGUUUGCCAAGGAAACGGAGCACGCCACGGUCCACCCAGACAGUGUCCUAGGGCAGGUGAUCGAGGCGAGCGAGAACCUGGCUGCUUGUUACAAGCUCCCGGAAACUCGGCAGCUUCUCGACAACAUGUGGUCCUUCGCAAGCAUGAGCUUUGUGCUUGCGAUGCGUUCACGGACGCAGGGCACGGUGCUUGCGCUGGUGAACAAGGCCCUCGAGGGUGAGCGGCCCCUGGCAGACUCCGUGCUCUUCAAGCACGAGGUACCCACACUGGGCAUCGCUUCCUGGGGCAUGGGCUUCUGGUCCCCCAGCUUCAUCCUAGUCGACUUGAUGGGCACCUGCAGCCGAACUAGCCCGGCCAUUCGCAGCCAGCUCUUUGCUCGCCUGGCCUCCUGGUUCAGGGGUCUGGAGAAGGAGCACUGGAGCCUGCAAGCCUUUGCAAGGCGAUCGCGGCUCCAUCUGCAAUGCAUUGAUUGCCCCCCGGAGUCUUGUGGCUUGGACGCGUCUCUGGCUCAGCAUGUGCGGCAGCUUGUGGAGGCCUCCGGCUGA
Molecule: messenger RNA, 1143 nt
Organism: Symbiodinium natans
Lineage: Eukaryota; Dinophyceae; Suessiales; Symbiodiniaceae
Source: the annotation of a GenBank genome assembly